AUGAGUCAUACAACAAACGACGUACAAGGAUGUUUGGCUUGGAUGAAAGGCAUCUUCUCGAAGGAAGCCGGCAUCCCACUCCCCUCCAAAGACCCCUUCUACUCGGAACGACCGCAUAUUUUUACCUCUUUACCCGCCGGCGCCAUCCUACGCUCACGUCAAAUCUCGGUAAUCUACUUCCCCGGCUUCGACGAGCCACCACUUCAAGCCUGGCAAGUAGCCUACAAAACAACGGCCCAGAACGGUGUCACACCUCAAGUCACCGUCCUUACCAUUCUUCGGCCGUCGACGGCUCAACCAGACUCGGAGGGCAAGUAUCGGAUCCUAGCUUACGGCGCCAAGUGUGACUCUGCCGGAAGGAACUUUCGCACUAGCUACGCCCUCCGUGCAGGCAACGACUACACCCUUGGUGCGGCCUCGGAGCAGAUCUUCAUCGCCCCUUGUCUCGAUCGAGGCUGGAUCGUCGUUGUUUCUGACUACGAAAGCGAGACAUGUGCUUUUGGUGCAGGCCCUCAAUCCGCCUAUGCCUUCUUGGACUCGAUUCGCGCUGCUCUUGCGUUCGAGCCCAUGGGAGUGCCCAAAAGCGAGGAAGGGGACUACGAAGCAAAGGUGGCGAUGUGGGGUUACUCCGGAGGAGCCCUCGCGGUCGGGUGGGCAGCUCAACAGCAGCCGACUUAUGCUCCUGACUUGACCAAGUACUUGGUGGGCGCGAGCAUGGGUGGCCUGCCAAGCGAUCUCAAGGCUUGCGCAGAGUUUACGAAUCAACAGAUGUCGGCGGGACUCAUCAUUGGGAUUAUGCAAGGCCUAGCUAAUGCUUAUCCUCAACUCCAAACAUGGCUGGACAAGAAUGCGAACAAGCUAGGAAAAGCUGCGCUCCUGAUGGCUUUGACAAAGAGCUUCGGGACGAUUAUGAAGGAGUUGCGGGGCAUCAAUAUACUUGGGACGUACUUUGACGUUCCUGAGCCACUGGAGGUGGAACUGAUUUCUAGUAUAAUGCAAGAAAACAAGCUAGGUAGAAAAGGUCAGUUCCCAACGACGCCAUGCCAAGUCUAUCAGUCGCUGCAUGACCAAGUGGUGCCGUACAAGACGACGGAUGAUUUGAUGGUCGUGUGGAGCGCUCGAGGCGCUCGCAUCGACUAUGUGCGAGACCAGCUAUCGAAUCAUGUCGUGUUGUGCUUCACGGGUACACCGUUGGCGAUACGUUGGAUGCAAGCGAGAUUCGAAGGGGAGCCGACGAUUGGACAACCAGGAAAACCUAGUAUCGAGACAGUGAUCACGAUCUUGAAUACCAAUGAUGCCUCGUCGACACUGGGCGAGCAGAGGAAGAAGGAGAUGUACAACUUGCUGGCGAAGCAGUAUAUUAAAUCUGGUCUCAAUUGGUGGACCUAA
Messenger RNA from Ustilago hordei, 1389 nucleotides. RefSeq lists its product as uncharacterized. Lineage: Eukaryota; Fungi; Basidiomycota; Ustilaginomycetes; Ustilaginales; Ustilaginaceae. Gene Ontology annotation, biological process: lipid catabolic process. Bases 1 to 1389 code for a protein of 462 amino acids. The record is from RefSeq and is a predicted model, not a curated record. The transcript has 2 exons. Gene Ontology annotation, molecular function: triacylglycerol lipase activity.